Molecule: messenger RNA, 23336 nt
Organism: Balaenoptera ricei (Rice's whale)
Lineage: Eukaryota; Metazoa; Chordata; Mammalia; Artiodactyla; Balaenopteridae
Gene: NEB
Product: nebulin
Exons: 159
Coding region: 209-22726 (7505 amino acids)
Biological process (GO): cardiac muscle thin filament assembly
Cellular component (GO): Z disc
Molecular function (GO): actin filament binding
Source: RefSeq, a predicted model, not a curated record
GCCCAGGCUCCUCGCUGGCUCUUGCCUGGGGUUCUCAGGAGGGGAGAGUUGGGAGAGGCUUUGCUGCUGAGGAAAUUUAUUUGGUAGAUUGAAGGUUUGAACAGAGCUACAGAAACAAAACGGAAAAAAUCCACACAGGCCAAUGGUGUUCGGGAAGAGAAUAACCCCAUUGCCUUGAGUUUGUAGGUGCCACUACUACUCUGGGAAAAUGGCAGAUGACGAAGAAUAUGAGGAGGUGGUGGAGACAGUAACAGAAACCUAUGAAACUACGACAACAAAGACAUCUGACUAUGGGCAAGCAGAAACUUCCAAACCGGCACGGGCACAGCCAGUACCAGGAAAGCCGGUGGAGAGGAAGAGAAUCAUUCGAAAGAAGAUGGACUGUUCAAAGUUCAUGACCCCUUACAUUGCACACAGUCAGAAAAUGCAGGAUCUCUUCAGCACAAAUAAAUACAAGGAGAACUAUGAGAAAGCAAAAGGACAGCCAUACGCCAUCACAACUGAUACCCCAGAACUUCGCAGAAUCAAGAAAGUACAAGAUCAACUCAGUGAGGUUAAGUAUCGAAUAGAUGGCGAUGUUGCUAAAACUAUUUGUCACGUAGACGAAAAAGCAAAGGACAUUGAACAUGCAAAGAAAGUGUCGCAGCAAGUCAGUAAGGUUUUAUACAAGCAGAACUGGGAAGACACCAAGGAUAAGUACCUGCUUCCUCCUGAUGCCCCUGAACUUGUCCAGGCCAUCAAGAACACAGCCAUGUUCAGUAAGAAACUUUACACUGAAGACUGGGAAGCUGACAAAACUUUGUUUUAUCCAUAUAAUGAUAGCCCGGAGCUGAGGAGGGUUGCCCAAGCCCAGAAAGCUCUCAGUGAUAUUGCCUACAAAAAAGGUCACACUGAACAGCAAACUCAAUUCACAUCUCUGCCGGAUCCUCCAGAUAUAGAAUUUGCCAAGAAAGUGACCAAUCAAGUGAGCAAGCAAAAAUACAAGGAAGACUAUGAAAAUAAAAUCAAAGGCAAAUGGAGUGAGACACCUUGCUUUGAAGUUGCAACCGCCAGAAUGAAUACUAAUAACAUCAGCACAAGGAAAUACCAGGAAGACUUUGAGAAGAUGAAAGACCAGAUCUACUUCAUGCAGACUGAAACACCAGAGUACAAAGUGAAUAAACAAGCUGGGGUGGCAACUAGCAAGGUAAAAUACAAAGAAGACUAUGAAAAGAAUAAAGGAAAAGCAGAUUAUAAUGUACUUCCUGCUUCAGAAAACCCACUGCUCAGGCAGUUGAAGGCGGCAGGAGUUGCCCUAAGCGAUAAACUGUACAAGGAAAACUAUGAAAAGACAAAGGCAAAGAGCAUAAAUUUCUGUGAGACCCCCAAAUUUAAGCUUGAUACAGUUAUGCAGAACUUCGUUAGUGAUACUAAAUAUAAAGAUUCCUACUUAAAGAAUAUUUUGGGACAUUAUGUAGGCAGCUUGGAGGAUCCAUAUCAUACACACUGCAUGAAAGUCUCAGCUCAGAACAGUGAUAAAAACUACAAAGCACAAUAUGAAGAGGACAGAGGCAAAGGCUCCUUCCCCCAGACCAUAACUCAAGAAUAUGAAGCAAUCAAGAAACUAGAUCAGUGUAAAGAUUACACCUACAAAGUCCAUCCAGAUAAGACAAAAUUCACUCAGGUCACCGACUCUCCUGUUCUGGUGCAAGCCCAAGUCAAUUCCAAACAGCUGAGUGAUCUAAAUUACAAAGCAAAACAUGAAAAUGAAAAGUUCAAGUGCCAUAUACCUCCAGAUACUCCUGCCCUUAUCCAGCACAAAGUCAAUGCCUAUAACCUGAGUGAUAAUGCUUAUAAGUAUGACUGGGAGAAGACCAAAGCUAAGAAGUUUGACAUUAAGGUGGAUGCCAUUCCCCUGCUGGCAGCCAAAGCCAAUACCAGGAUCACUAGCGAUGUGAUGUACAAGAAAGACUAUGAGAAAAGCAAAGGAAAGAUGAUUGGAGCCCUCAGCAUUAACGAUGAUCCCAAGAUGCUGCACUCUUUGAAGACGGCCAAAAACCAGAGUGAUCGUGAAUAUCGUAAAGACUAUGAAAAGUCAAAAACUAUCUACACGACACCUCUUGAUAUGCUCCAAGUGACUCAAGCUAAGAAAUCUCAGGCAAUUGCCAGUGAUGUGGACUAUAGGCACCUCUUACACAGUUACAGCUACCCGCCGGACAGCAUUAACGUGGACCUUGCCAAGAAGGCUUAUGCACUGCAGAGUGAUGUCACAUACAAAGCUGACUACAACAGCUGGAUGAAAGGUUGCGGCUGGGUACCUUUUGGAUCCUUAGAAAUGGAAAAGGCAAAGCGAGCUUCAGACAUUCUGAAUGAGAAAAAAUAUCGCCAACAUCCAGAUACUCUCAAGUUUACUUCGAUUGAAGAUGCUCCAAUUAUAGUACAGUCUAAGAUCAACCAGGCCCAGAGGAGUGAUAUUGCCUACAAAGUCAAAGGGGAGGAAUUUAUUCACAAGUACAGUCUGCCGGGGGACGUGCCCCAGUUCAUUCAGGCUAAAGUCAACGCCUACAAUAUCAGUGAGAAUAUGUACAAAGCAGACUUGAAAGACCUGAGCAAGAAGGGAUACGACCUGAGAAACGAUGCGAUCCCCAUCAAAGCUGCCAAAGCUGCCAGGCAGGCGGCGAGUGACGUUCACUACAAAAAAGAUUAUGAAAAAGCCAAAGGGAAAAUGGUUGGCUUCCAAAGUCUCCAAGAUGAUCCUAAACUGGUUCAUUAUGUGAAUGUGGCCAAGAUACAGUCGGACCGGGAAUAUAAAAAAGACUAUGAGAAGACAAAGACCAAAUACAACACACCCCAUGAUAUGUUCAACGUUGUGGCAGCUAAGAAAGCGCAGGAUGUUGCCAGCAAUGCCAACUAUAAGCAUUUGCUUCAUCACUACACCUACCUGCCUGAUGCCAUGGACCUGGAAUUGUCGAAAAACAUGAUGCACAUACAGAGCGAUAACGUCUAUAAGGAAGACUACAACACCUGGAUGAAAGGCAUAGGCUGGAUACCUAUUGGCAGUCUGGAGGUAGAAAAAGUUAAAAAGGCAGGUGAUGCCCUGAACGAAAAGAAGUACAGGCAACAUCCAGACACCCUCAAAUUUACCAGCAUCGUGGACUCCCCAGUUAUGGUCCAGGCAAAACAGAACACACAGCAAGUCAGUGAUAUCUUAUACAAAGCUAAAGGAGAAGAUGUGAAACAUAAAUAUACGAUGGGUCCUGAUGUUCCUCAAUUUCUCCAGGCCAAGUGCAAUGCUUACAAUAUAAGUGAUGUCUGUUAUAAACAGGACUGGCAUGAUUUAAUAGCCAAGGGCAACAAUGUGCUGGGUGACGCUAUACCCAUCACUGCAGCCAAAGCAUCAAGAAACAUUGCCAGUGACUAUAAAUACAAGGAAGCUUACGAGAAGGCAAAGGGAAAGCAUGUGGGUUUUAGAAGCCUCCAGGAUGAUCCUAAGCUCGUCCACUAUAUGAAUAUGGCAAAGUUACAGUCUGAUCGUGAAUACAAGAAGAACUAUGAAAACACCAAAACCAGCUACCAUACCCCUGGGGACAUGGUUAGCAUUACAGCUGCAAAGAUGGCCCAGGAUGUUGCCACCAACAUCAACUACAAGCAGCCGAUACAUCACUACACAUACCUACCUGAUGCCCUGAGUCUUGAGCAUACCAGGAAUAUGAAUCAAAUUCAGAGUGAUAAUGUAUAUAAAGAUGAGUACAACAACUUCUUCAAGGGCGUUGGAUGGAUCCCUUUUGGUUCUCUGGAGGUUGAGAAGGCCAAGAAAGCAGGCGAUGCAUUAAAUGAGAGAAAGUACCGACAGCACCCAGAUACCAUCAAGUUCACAAGUGUGCCUGAUUCCGUGGGCAUGGUUUUGGCUCAGCACAACACAAAGCAGCUAAGUGACUUUAACUACAAGGUGGAGGGAGAGAAACGGAAGCACAAGUACACUAUGGACCCUGAUGUACCGCAGUUUAUUCAAGCCAAGGUUAAUGCCUUCAACAUCAGUGAUGCUAAUUAUAAAGCAGAUUGGAAGAAAACCCUUGCUAAGGGCUAUGAUUUGAGACCAGAUGCCAUUCCAAUUGUUGCUGCAAAAAGUUCAAGGAAUAUUGCUAGCGAUUUCAAAUAUAAGGAGGGCUAUGAGAAAGCCAAAGGCAAACAAAUUGGAUUUCUCAGUCUUCAGGAUGAUCCUAAACUGGUUCACUACAUGAAUGUAGCCAAAAUACAGUCAGAUCGUGAGUACAAAAAGGACUAUGAAGCCAGCAAGACCAACUAUCACACCCCCUUGGAUAUGUUCAGUGUGACAGCAGCCAAGAAAUCUCAGGAGGUCGCCACCAACACCAGCUACAGACAACCCUUCCACCACUACACCCUGCUGCCUGAUGCCUUGAACGUGGAGCAUUCCAGGAACGCGAUGCAGAUUCAAAGUGAUAACCUGUACAAAUCCGACUUCACCAACUGGAUGAAAGGAAUCGGCUGGGUGCCCAUAGAGUCACUGGAGGUGGAGAAGGCAAAGAAAGCAGGAGAGAUUCUUAGCGAGAAGAAGUACCGCCAGCACCCUGAGACGCUAAAGUUCACGUACGCCAUGGACACAUUGGAACAAGCACUAAACAGAAGUAACAAACAGAUUAUGAACAAGAGACUCUACAGUGAAAAAUGGAACAAAGACAAGACCACCAUUCACAUCAUGCCUGAUACUCCAGACAUUUUACUCACCAGAGUCAACCAAAUCACCAUGAGUGAUAAACUGUACAAAGCUGGCUGGGAAGAAGAAAAGAAGAAAGGAUAUGACCUGAGGCCUGAUGCCAUCCCAAUAAAGGCUGCAAGAGCCUCCAGAGACAUUGCCAGUGAUUACAAGUACAGGCAAGCCUAUGAACAAGCCAAAGGGAAACACAUUGGCUUCCGGAGCCUAGAGGACGACCCCAAGUUGGUGCACUUCAUGCAAGUGGCCAAGAUGCAGUCAGACCGGGAGUACAAGAAGGCGUACGAGAAAGCCAAGACAUCCUUCCACACCCCGGUGGACAUGCUCAGCAUGGUGGCAGCCAAGAAGUCUCAGGAAGUGGCCACCAACACCAACUACAGGAACGUGAUCCAUACCUACAACAUGCUUCCUGAUGCCAUGAGCUUUGAAUUGGCCAAAAACAUGAUGCAGAUUCAAAGUGAUAAUCAGUACAAAGCUGACUAUGCUGACUACGUGAAGGGCAUUGGAUGGCUCCCUCUGGGCUCCCUGGAGGCUGAGAAAAACAAGAAAGCCAUGGAGCUUAUCAGUGAAAAGAAGUACCGCCAACACCCAGACACUUUGAAGUAUUCCACCUUGAUGGACUCAGUGAACAUGGUUUUGGCCAAGAAUAAUGCAAAAAUUAUGAACGAACACCUCUACAAACAAGCAUGGGAGGCUGACAAGACCAAAGUCCACAUCAUGUCUGAUAUCCCCCAGAUUAUUCUGGCAAAGGCAAAUACAAUUAAUAUGAGUGAUAAACUCUACAAACUUUCUUUGGAAGAGUCUAAAAAGAAAGGCUAUGAUCUCAGAACUGAUGCCAUUCCUAUCAAAGCUGCCAAAGCCUCAAGAGAUAUUGCAAGCGAUUAUAAAUACAAACACAAUUAUGAAAAGGAGAGGGGGAAGAUGGUUGGUUUCCGCAGUCUUGAGGAUGAUCCCAAAUUAGUCCAUUCCAUGCAAGUGGCCAAGAUGCAGUCUGAUCGGGAGUACAAGAAAAACUAUGAGAAAACCAAGACCAGCUACCACACCCCUGCCGACAUGCUCAGUGUCACGGCCGCCAAGGAUGCCCAAGCCAACAUCACCAACACCAACUACAAGCACCUGAUUCACAGUUACUUCCUCCCUCCAGACUCCAUGAACAUCCAGCUGUCCAAGAAUAUGAAUCACAUACAGAGUGAUAAUGUAUAUAAGCAUGACUACAAUGAAUGGUUCAAAGGGCUUGGCUGGAGUCCAGCUGGUUCCCUAGAAGUGGAGAAGGCCAAGAAAGCAACUGAAAAUGCCAGUGAUCAGAAAUACCGCCAGCACCCUAGCAACUUCCAGUUUAAGAAGCUGAAUGACUCCAUGGACAUGGUUCUUGCCAAGCAGAAUACGCAUACCAUGAACAAGUACCUAUACACCGUUGAUUGGAACAAAGAUAAAACCAAGACUCAUGUGAUGCCAGAUACACCAGAUAUUUUACAAGCCAAGCAAAAUCAAACACACUACAGUCAGAAACUCUAUAAACUUGGAUGGGAAGAAGCUUUGAAGAAAGGCUAUGAUCUCCCAGUUGAUGCAAUUUCUGUACAAUUGGCCAAAGCUUCAAGAGACAUUGCUAGUGAUUUUAAAUAUAAACAAGGCUACCGCAAGCAAGUCGGCCACCAUAUUGGAUUCCGGAGUCUGCAAGAUGAUCCAAAGCUUGUGUUGUCCAUGAACAUAGCCAAAAUGCAGAGUGAAAGGGAAUACAAGAAGGACUUUGAGAAGUGGAAGACCAAGUUCAGCAGCCCAGUGGACAUGUUGGGAGUGGUGCUGGCCAAGAAGUGCCAGACUUUGGUCAGUGACAUAGACUACAAGAAUUACCUGCACCAGUGGACCUGCCUGCCCGACCAGAGUGACGUUGUUCAAGCUAAAAAGGCUUAUGAACUACAGAGUGAGAAUUUGUAUAAGUCUGACCUUGAGUGGCUGAGAGGCAUAGGAUGGAGUCCCCUGGGUUCUUUGGAGGUAGAAAAGAACAAACGGGUUUCAAACAUCAUCAGUGAGAAGAAAUAUCGCCAGCCUCCAGACAGAAACAAGUUCACCAGCAUUCCUGAUGCCCUGGACAUAGUUCUGGCAAAGACAAAUGCCAGAAAUAGGAGUGAUAGACUUUAUAGAGAAGCUUGGGACAAGGACAAGACUCAAAUCCACAUCAUGCCUGAUACACCUGGCAUUAUUCUGGCUAAAGCAAACUUAAUCAAUACAAGUGAUAAACACUACCGAAUGGGUUAUGAGGAGCUGAAGAAAAAAGGUUACGAUCUUCCCGUUGAUGCCAUAUCACUCAAAGCAGCAAAAGCAUCCCGAGAAAUUGCCAGCGAAUACAAGUACAAGGAAGGUUUUCGCAAGCAGCUUGGCCACCACAUUGGUGCCCGAGAGAUACGUGACGACCCCAAGAUGAUGUGGUCCAUGCAUGUGGCCAAGAUCCAGAGUGACAGGGAGUACAAGAAGGACUUUGAGAAGUGGAAGACCAAGUUCAGCAGCCCAGUGGACAUGCUGGGGGUGGUGCUGGCCAAGAAGUGCCAGACCUUGGUCAGUGACAUAGACUACAAGAACUACCUGCACCAGUGGACGUGCCUGCCCGACGAGACUGACGUCAUGCACGCUCGGCGGGCCUACGACCUCCAGAGCGAUAAUGUGUACAAGUCAGAUCUCCAGUGGCUGAGAGGCAUCGGCUGGGUUCCCAUUGGCUCUUUGGAUGUGGAAAAAUGCAAAAGGGCAACUGAAAUUUUGAGUGAUAAAAUCUAUCGCCAACCUCCAGACCAAUUCAGGUUUACCAGUGUGACUGAUUCUCCGGAACAAGUGUUGGCCAAGAACAACGCCAUCACUAUGAACAAGCGUUUAUAUACGGAAGCCUGGGACAAAGACAAGACCCAGGUCCACAUCACAGCAGACACACCAGAAAUUACGCAGGCGAGAAUUAACAAAAUCAACUACAGUGAGAGUCGGUAUAAACUCGCCAACGAAGAAGCAAAGAAGAAAGGCUACGACUUGCGAAGUGAUGCCAUCCCGAUCGUGGCAGCCAAGGCCUCCAGGGACAUCAUCAGUGAUUACAAAUACAAAGAUGGUUACCGCAAGCAGCUUGGCCAUCACGUUGGAGCCCGGGACGUGAAGGAUGACCCUAAGAUGAUGUGGUCCAUGCAUGUGGCCAAGAUCCAGAGUGACAGGGAGUACAAGAAGGACUUUGAGAAGUGGAAGACCAAGUUCAGCAGCCCAGUGGACAUGCUGGGGAUGGUGCAGGCCAAGAAGUGCCAGACCUUGGUCAGUGACAUGGACUACAAGAACUACCUGCACCAGUGGACGUGCCUGCCCGACCAGACUGACGUCAUGCACGCUCGGCAGGCCUACAACCUCCAGAGCGACAAUUUGUACAAGGCCGACCUUCAGUGGCUCAGAGGCAUUGGCUGGUUACCUAGUGGCUCUCUUGAGGAUGAGAGGAACAAGAGAGCUACCCAGAUUUUGAGUGACCAUGUUUACCGUCAGCACCCAGAUAAAUUCACGUUUUCCAGCCUUAUGGACUCCAUCCCAAUGGUUUUGGCAAAAAACAAUGCUAUUACCAUGAACCACCAUCUCUAUACAGAAGCUUGGGAUAAAGAUAAAACCACUGUCCACAUUAUGCCAGACACCCCUGAAGUUUUACUCGCUAAGCAAAACAAAAUAAAUUACAGUGAGAAACUCUAUAAACUUGGCCUAGAAGAAGCCAAGAAGAAAGGCUAUGAUAUGCGGAUAGAUGCCAUUCCCAUCAGGGUGGCCAAGGCCUCCAGAGACAUUGCAAGUGAAUUCAAAUACAAAGAAGAUUAUCGUAAGCAGCUUGGCCAUCACAUUGGUGCCCGAGCGAUACAUGACGACCCCAAGAUGAUGUGGUCCAUGCAUGUGGCCAAGAUCCAGAGUGACAGGGAGUACAAGAAGGACUUUGAGAAGUGGAAGACCAAGUUCAGCAGCCCAGUGGACAUGCUGGGGGUGGUGCUGGCCAAGAAGUGCCAGACCUUGGUCAGUGACAUAGACUACAAGAACUACCUGCACCAGUGGACGUGCCUGCCCGACGAGACUGACGUCAUGCACGCUCGGCGGGCCUACGACCUCCAGAGCGAUAAUGUGUACAAGUCAGAUCUCCAGUGGCUGAGAGGCAUCGGCUGGGUUCCCAUUGGCUCUUUGGAUGUGGAAAAAUGCAAAAGGGCAACUGAAAUUUUGAGUGAUAAAAUCUAUCGCCAACCUCCAGACCAAUUCAGGUUUACCAGUGUGACUGAUUCUCCGGAACAAGUGUUGGCCAAGAACAACGCCAUCACUAUGAACAAGCGUUUAUAUACGGAAGCCUGGGACAAAGACAAGACCCAGGUCCACAUCACAGCAGACACACCAGAAAUUACGCAGGCGAGAAUUAACAAAAUCAACUACAGUGAGAGUCGGUAUAAACUCGCCAACGAAGAAGCAAAGAAGAAAGGCUACGACUUGCGAAGUGAUGCCAUUCCGAUCGUGGCAGCCAAGGCCUCCAGGGACAUCAUCAGUGAUUACAAAUACAAAGAUGGUUACCGCAAGCAGCUUGGCCAUCACGUUGGAGCCCGGGACGUGAAGGAUGACCCUAAGAUGAUGUGGUCCAUGCAUGUGGCCAAGAUCCAGAGUGACAGGGAGUACAAGAAGGACUUUGAGAAGUGGAAGACCAAGUUCAGCAGCCCAGUGGACAUGCUGGGGAUGGUGCAGGCCAAGAAGUGCCAGACCUUGGUCAGUGACAUGGACUACAAGAACUACCUGCACCAGUGGACGUGCCUGCCCGACCAAACUGACAUCAUGCACGCUCGGCAGGCCUACAACCUCCAGAGUGACAAUGUUUACAAGUCUGAUCUCCAGUGGCUGAGAGGCAUUGGCUGGGUCCCCAUUGGGUCUGUGGAUGUGGUCAGGUGCAAGAGAGCUGCAGAGAUACUGAGUGACAACAUCUACCGCCAGUGUCCAGACAAGCUGAAGUUUACCAGUGUGGCUGAUUCUCUGGAACAGGUGCUGGCCAAGAACAAUGCCAUCAACAUGAACAAGCACUUAUACACAGAGGCCUGGGACAAAGACAAGACUCAAAUUCAUAUAAUGCCUGAUACCCCGGAGAUCAUGUUGGCGAGGCAGAACAAGCUCAACUACAGUGAGACUCUGUAUAAACUCGCCAAUGAAGAAGCAAAGAAGAAAGGCUAUGACUUGCGAAGCGAUGCCAUCCCCAUCGUGGCAGCCAAGGCCUCCAGGGACAUCGUCAGUGAUUACAAAUACAAAGAUGGUUACCGCAAGCAGCUUGGCCAUCACGUUGGAGCCCGGGACGUGAAGGAUGACCCUAAGAUGAUGUGGUCCAUGCAUGUGGCCAAGAUGCAGAGUGACAGGGAGUACAAGAAGGACUUUGAGAAGUGGAAGACCAAGUUCAGCAGCCCAGUGGACAUGCUGGGGAUGGUGCAGGCCAAGAAGUGCCAGACCUUGGUCAGUGACAUGGACUACAAGAACUACCUGCACCAGUGGACGUGCCUGCCCGACCAGAACGAUGUCAUGCACGCUCGGCAGGCCUACGACCUCCAGAGCGACAACAUUUAUAAAUCAGAUCUCCAGUGGCUGAGAGGCAUUGGCUGGGUCCCCAUUGGGUCUGUGGAUGUGGUCAGGUGCAAGAGAGCUGCAGAAAUAUUGAGUGACAACACCUACCGCCAGUGUCCAGACAAGCUGAAGUUUACCAGUGUGGCUGAUUCCCUGGAACAGGUGCUGGCCAAGAACAACGCCAUCACUAUGAGCAAGCGCUUAUACACAGAAGCCUGGGACAAUGACAAGACCCAAAUCCACAUGAUGCCUGAUACACCUGAAAUUAUGUUGGCGAGACAAAAUAAAAUAAAUUAUAGUGAGAACCUCUAUCGCCAGGCCAUGGAAGAAGCCAAGAAAGAAGGCUAUGACUUAAGAAGUGACGCCAUUCCCAUCGUGGCUGCCAAGGCCUCCCGGGAUAUUGCCAGUGACUACAAAUACAAAGAAACUUAUCGUAAGCAGUUGGGUCACCAUAUUGGUGCCCGGAUGAUACAUGAUGACCCCAAGAUGAUGUGGUCCCUUCACGUUGCCAAAAUGCAGAGUGACCGUGAGUACAAGAAAGAUUUUGAAAAAUAUAAGACCAGGUUCAGCAGCCCAGUGGACACGCUUGGUAUCGUUUUGGCCAAGAAAUGUCAGACUUUGGUCAGUGAUGUGGACUAUAAACAUCCUCUGCAUGAGUGGACCUGCCUGCCCGACCAGAGUGAUGUUAUCCAUGCUCGGAAAGCCUAUGACCUCCAGAGUGAUAAUUUGUAUAAGUCAGACCUUGAAUGGAUGAAAGGCAUUGGCUGGGUUCCAAUUGGCUCCGUGGAAAUAGUUAAAGCCAAGAGGGCCGGAGAGAUACUGAGUGAUAACAUCUACCGCCAGCGUCCAGACACACUGAAAUUUACCAGCAUAACUGACUCUCCGGAGCAGGUGCUGGCAAAGAACAAUGCGAUAAACAUGAGUAAGCAUUUAUAUACUGAAGCCUGGGACAAUGACAAGAAAACAAUCCAUGUCAUGCCUGAUACACCAGAAAUCAUGCUAGCCAAACUCAACCGAAUAAACUACAGUGAUAAACUCUAUAAACUUGCUUUGGAAGAGUCAAAGAAGGAAGGCUAUGACUUGCGCGUGGAUGCCAUUCCAAUCCAAGCAGCCAAGGCAUCAAGAAAUAUUGCUAGUGAUUACAAGUACAAGGAAGACUACCGUAAACAGCUUGGCCACCACAUUGGGGCCCGAAAUGUUAAGGAUGACACCAAGAUGAUGUGGUCCAUCCACAUGGCCAAGAUCCAGAGUGACCGGCAGUACAAGAAGGACUUUGAGAAUUGGAAGACCAAGUUCAGUAGCCCAGUGGACAUGCUGGGAGUGGUGCUGGCCAAGAAGUGCCAGAUCCUUGUAAGCAACAUAGACUACAAGAAACCCCUUCAUGAAUGGACCUGUCUGCCUGAUCAGAAUGACAUCAUUCAAGCUCGGAAGGCCUAUGACCUUCAGAGUGAUGCUAUUUACAAGGCUGAUCGUGAGUGGCUGAGAGGCAUUGGGUGGGUGCCCAUUGGCUCUGUGGGGGUCGAGAAUGUGAAGAGAGCGGGAGAAAUCCUGAGUGACAGGAAGUACCGCCAGCCUGCAGACCAGCUCAAGUUCACAUCCAUUACAGACACCCCAGAGAUUGUCCUGGCAAAGAAUAAUGCCCUGACCAUGAGCAAGCAUUUAUAUACAGAAGCCUGGGAUACUGACAAAACCUCCAUCCACGUGAUGCCGGACACCCCAGAAAUCAUGCUGGCCAAGAGCAAUUCUGCCAAUAUCAGCCAAAAACUUUACACCAAGGGAUGGGAUGAAUCAAAGAUGAAGGACUAUGAUCUGAGAGCUGAUGCUAUUCUCAUCAAGAGUGCCAAGGCCUCGAGGGACAUUGCCAGUGACUACAAAUACAAAGAAGCAUAUGAGAAACAGAAAGGCCACCACAUUGGAGCCCGGAACGUUGAAGAUGACCCCAAGAUUAUGUGUGCCAUACAUGCAGGGAAGAUUCAAAGUGAAAGAGAGUAUAAGAAGGAUUUCCAGAAGUGGAAGACCAAGUUCAGUAGCCCAGUGGACAUGUUAGGCAUCUUGCUAGCCAAGAAAUGUCAGAUUCUGGUCAGUGACGUUGAUUAUCGAAAUUACCUGCAUCACUGGACGUGCUUACCUGAUCAAAACGACAUUAUCCAAGCAAGGAAGGCCUAUGAACUACAGAGUGAUAAUGUGUACAAAGCAGACCUGGAGUGGCUGCGUGGCAUUGGCUGGAUGCCAGAAGGCUCAGUAGAAAUGACCAGGGUGAAGGGUGCUCAACACCUGCUGAAUGAAAGACUCUACAGGACACGCCCAGAAGCCUUGAAAUUCACUUCCAUUGUCGACACGCCAGCGGUUGUCCUGGCAAAAGCCAAUUCUCUGCAAAUGAGUGAGAAACUAUAUCAAGAAGCCUGGAAUAAAGAUAAAAGCAACAUAAGCAUUCCUUCUGACAUGCCAGUCAUAUUGCAGGCCCAAAUCAAUGCCAUGCAAAUCAGCAAUAAACUCUACCAGAAAGACUGGGAUGAGGCCAAGCAGAAAGGCUAUGACUUGAGAGCAGAUGCCAUUGAAAUCAAGCAUGCCAAAGCCUCCAGAGAAAUUGCCAGUGAGUACAAAUACAAAGAAGGUUACCGUAAGCAACUGGGCCACUACGUGGGUUUCCGCAGCCUACAAGAUGACCCCAAAUUGGUAUGGUCUAUGCAUGCUGCCAAAAUCCAGAGUGACAGAGAAUACAAGAAAGCUUAUGAGAAGUCUAAAGAAAUCCACACUACACCGUUGGACAUGAUGUCCAUUGUUCAGGCCAAGAAAUGCCAGGUUCUGGUUAGCGACAUUGAUUAUCGCAAUUAUCUGCACCAGUGGACGUGUCUGCCAGACCAGAAUGAUAUGAUCCAGGCGAAGAAAGCCUACGAACUGCAGAGCGAUAACGUGUACAAAUCCGACCUGGAAUGGCUGAAGGGUAUUGGAUGGUUGCCAGAGGGUUCCGUGGAAGUGAUGAGAGUAAAGAAUGCCCAGAAUCUCCUGAAUGAAAGGUUGUAUCGCACAAGGCCUGAGGCCCUCAAAUUCACCAGCAUUGUUGAUACCCCUGAAGUUAUUCUGGCAAAGAUCAAUGCUGUACAGAUCAGUGAGCCAUUGUAUCGUGAUGCCUGGGACAAAGAGAAGGCAAAUGUGAAUGUACCAGCUGACACUCCAUUGAUGCUGCAGUCCAAGAUCAACACCAUGCAGAUCAGCAAUAAACAGUAUCAGCAAGCUUGGGAAGAUGUCAAGAUGACCGGCUAUGACCUGAGAGCAGAUGCCAUCGGGAUCCGGCAUGCCAAGGCUUCCAGGGAUAUUGCCAGUGAUUAUCUAUACAAAACUGCUUACGAGAAACAGAAGGGUCAUUACGUUGGGUGUCGCAAUGCCAAGGAAGAUCCUAAACUGGUCUGGGCAGCACAUGUGUUGAAGAUGCAGAAUGACAGGCUGUACAAAAAGGCCUACAAUGACCACAAGGCCAAGAUCACCAUCCCGACAGACAUGGUGUCCAUCAAUGCUGCCAAAGAAGGCCAGGCAUUAGCAAGCGAUGUGGACUAUCGCCACUACCUACACCAGUGGUCUUGCUUUCCUGACCAGAAUGAUGUGAUCCAAGCCAGGAAAGCCUAUGACCUGCAGAGUGAUGCCAUCUAUAAGGCUGACUUAGAGUGGCUGCGUGGCAUCGGCUGGGUGCCCAUAGGGUCUCCCGAAGUACUGAGAGUGAAAAAUGCCCAACAUAUCCUACAAGACAGUGUCUAUCGGACACCUGUAGUGAAACUCAAGUACACAAGUAUCGUUGACACACCUGAAGUUGUCCUUGCUAAAUCAAAUGCUGAAAAUAUUAGUAUUCCAAAGUACAGAGAAGCUUGGGACAUGGAUAAAACUUCAAUCCACAUAAUGCCAGAUACUCCAGAAAUUAAUCGCGCUAGAGCCAACGCUCUUAAUGUGAGCGAUAAAAUUUACCGCGAAGGUUGGGAUGCGAUGAAGAUGAGCUGUGAUGUACGGCUGGAUGCCAUCCCCAUCCAGGCCGCCAAGGCCUCCAGGGAGAUCGCCAGUGAUUAUAAAUACAAGCUUGACCAUGAGAAGCAGAAGGGACACUACGUGGGUACCCUCACAGCCAGGGAUGACAACAAGAUCCACUGGGCCCUCAUAGCUGGCAAGAUUCAGAAUGAAAGAGAAUACCGGCUGCACUGGGCCAAGUGGAAGUCUAAGUUCCAGAGCCCUCCGGAUAUGCUUUCCAUCACGCACUCUAAACAUUGCCAGGCUCUGGUCAGCGACAUUGAUUAUCGCAAUUACCUUCACCAGUGGAUGUGCGUGCCUGACCAGCGCGACGUGAUUCAGGCCAGGAAAGCCUACGAUCUGCAAAGCGAUGCUAUUUACAAGGCUGACUUAGAAUGGUUACGUGGGAUCGGCUGGAUGCCAAAUGAUUCUGUUUCUGUCAAUCAUGCCAAGCACGCUGCAGAUAUCUUCAGUGAGAAAAAAUAUCGCACAAAAAUAGAAACUCUCAACUUUACUCCCGUGGAUGACAGAGUUGAUUACGUGACGGCAAAACAAAGUGGUGAAAUCCUAAAUGAUAUUAAAUACCGAAAAGAUUGGAAUGACACCAAAUCAAAGUACACCCUCACAGAAACCCCUCAGCUGCAUGCUGCCCAGGAGGCGGCCCGAAUACUGGACCAGUAUCUCUACAAGGAAAGCUGGGAGAAACAAAAAGCCACCAGUUACAUUUUGCCUCCGGAUGCUGUGCCGUUUGUUCACGCCCAUCACUCUAGGGACGUUCAGAGCGAGCUGAAAUACAAAGCUGACCAUGUCAAGCAGAAAGGUCAUUAUGUUGGUGUCCCGACAAUGAGAGAUGAUCCUAAACUGGUUUGGUUCGAGCACGCAGGCCAGAUUCAGAACGACAGACUAUACAAAGAGCACUAUCAUAAAACAAAGGGCAGAAUCAAUAUACCUCCUGAUAUGGUGUCGGUGUUGGCGGCCAAGGAGGGGCAGGCCCUUGUCAGUGAUAUUGAUUACCGCAAUUACGUGCACCAAUGGACGUGUCACCCUGACCAAAAUGAUGUUAUUCAGGCAAGGAAGGCCUAUGACCUACAAAGCGAUAAUGUCUACAAAGCUGACCUGGAGUGGCUCCGAGGCAUUGGUUGGAUCCCCCUGGAUUCUGUAGACCAUGUGAGGGUUACCAAGAACCAGGAAAUGGUGACUCAGAUAAAAUAUAAGAAAGAUGCUCUUGCCAACUAUCCUAACUUUACAAGCGUGGUGGAUCCUCCAGAGAUUGUUCUGGCCAAGAUUAACUCAGUCAAUCAAAGUGAUGUAAAAUAUAAAGAAACAUUUAAUAAAUUAAUAAAGGGCAAGUAUACCUUUUCUCCAGAUACACCAUAUAUCACCCAUUCCAAAGACAUGGGAAAACUCUACAGUACCAUACUGUAUAAAGGAGCAUGGGAGGGAACCAAGGCCUAUGGCUACACCUUAGACGAACGCUAUAUUCCCAUUGUUGGAGCCAAGCAUGCCGACUUUGUGAACAGUGAGCUUAAAUACAAAGAGACCUAUGAGAAGCUGAAGGGUCACUACCUGGCUGGAAAAGAAAUCAGUGAGUUCCCCAACGUGGUUCACAGUCUGGAUUUCCAAAAGAUGAGGAGUGCGUUGAACUACAGAAGACAUUAUGAGGACACCAAAGCAAAUGUUCAUAUCCCCAAUGAUAUGAUGAAUCAUGUGCUGGCUAAAAGGUGCCAGUACAUCCUCAGUGACCUGGAGUACCGACACUACUUCCACCACUGGACAUCUCUUCCAGAAGAACCCAAUGUUAUUCGGGUCCAAAACGCGCAGGAGAUCUUGAGUGAUAAUGUGUAUAAAAGUGACUUGAAUUGGCUGAAAGGCAUUGGAUGCUACGUUUGGGAUACACCCCAGAUCCUCCAUGCCAAGAAAUCAUAUGACCUCCAGAGUCAGAUACAAUACACGGCAGCAGGUAAAGAAAAUCUAAAAAAUUAUAACCUGGUCACAGAUACACCGCUUUACGUGACUGCUCUUCAAAGCGGCAUUAAUGCCAGUGAGGUGAAAUAUAAAGAAAAUUAUCAUCAGAUUAAAGACAAAUAUACGACAGUUCUAGAAACGGUGGAUUAUGACAGAACCAAGAAUCUGAAGGAUCUGUAUAGCAGUAACCUGUACAAGGAGGCCUGGGAUAAAGUGAAAGCCACCAGCUAUACCCUGCCUUCCAACACCGUGUCCCUGACACACGUCAAGAACCAGAAGCAUCUGGCCAGCCAUAGCAAAUAUCGGGAAGAAUAUGAAAAGUUCAAAGCUCUUUAUACUUUACCCAAAAGUGUUGAAGAUGAUCUGAACACAGCACGGUGCCUCCGAGUUGGCAAGUUUAACAUCGAUCGCCUGUACAGAUCUGUUUAUGAGAAGAACAAGAUGAAAAUCCACAUGGUGCCCGACAUGGUAGAGAUGGUUACCGCUAAGGAUUCUCAGAAGAAAGUCAGUGAGAUCGAUUACCGCCUUCACCUCCACGAGUGGACUUGCCACCCUAACUUGCAAGUCAACAGUCACGUCAGGAAGGUCACAGACGAGAUCAGCAACAUUGUGUACAAAGAUGAUCUCAACUGGCUGAAAGGCACCGGUUGCUACGUCUGGGACACUCCUGAGAUUCUCCAUGCCAAGCAUGCUUACGAUCUACGCGAUGAUAUCAAGUACAAAGCUCACGCGCAGAAAACAAGGAAUAACUACAAGCUGGUUACUGACACUCCCAUCUACGUUCAGGCUGUCCAAAGUGGGAAACAACUAAGUGACGCCGUCUACCACCAUGACUACGUGCACAGCGUCAGAGGCAAAGUGGCUCCAACCACAAAAACUGUGGAUCUGGACCGGGCCCUUCAUGCACACAAGCUCCAGAGUGAGAAUCUGUACCGAAGAGCUGGCCUGCACUCCCUGCCCACUGGAUAUAGGCUUCCGGUUGACACCCCUCACUUCAAACACACCAAGGACACCCAAUACAUGAGCAGCUAUUUCAAGUACAAAGAAGUUUAUGAACACAUGAAGGCAAAUGGGUAUACCCUUGGACCCAAUGACGUCCCAUUUGUCAAUGUCCGAAGGGUCAACAACGUUACCAGUGAGAGACUGUAUCGACAGUUGUACCACAAACUGAAAGACAAGAUCCACACAACUCCCGACACACCUGAAAUCCGCCAAGUCAGGAAGACACAAGAGGCUGUCAGCGAGUUGAUUUACAAAUCAGACUUCUUCAAGAUGCAAGGCCACAUGAUCUCUCUGCCAUACACACCCCACGUGCUCCAUUGCCGCUACGUGGGAGACAUCACCAGUGAUAUUAAAUACAAAGAAGACUUGCAGAUCCUGAGGGGACUGGGCUGUUUCCUGUAUGACACUCCUGACAUGGUCCGCUCCCGGCACCUGCGGAAGCUCUGGUCUAAUUACCUAUACACCGAUAAUGCAAGGAAGAUGCGAGACAAAUACAAAGUGGUGCUUGACACUCCAGAAUACAGAAAAGUGCAGGAAUUGAAGACACAUCUGAGUGAACUGGUGUACAGAGCUGCAGGCAAGAAGCAGAAGUCAAUCUUCACUUCAGUUCCUGAUACUCCUGACCUUAUAAGAGCCAAGCGAGGGCAGAAGCUUCAGAGCCAGUAUCUGUAUGUUGAACUUGCCACCAAAGAGAGACCACAUCAUCAUGCUGGAAACCAGACCACAGCCUUGAAGCAUGCUAAAGACGUGAAGGACAUGGUCAGUGAGAAAAAGUACAAAAUUCAAUACGAAAAGAUGAAGGACAAGUACACUCCAGUUCCAGAUACGCCAAUCCUCAUCAGAGCCAAGAAGGCUUACUGGAAUGCCAGUGAUCUUCGCUAUAAAGAAACAUUUCAGAAGACCAAAGGGAAAUACCACACUGUGAAGGAUGCUCUAGACAUCGUUUAUCAUCGCACAGUCACAGACCACAUCAGUAAAAUAAAAUACAAGGAGAACUACAUGAGCCAGCUGGGAGUCUGGAGGUCCAUUCCUGAUCGCCCUGAGCAUUUCCACCAUCGAGCAGUCACUGAUGCAGUCAGUGAUGUAAAAUAUAAAGAAGAUUUGACCUGGCUUAAAGGCAUCGGUUGCUAUGCCUUUGAUACCCCCGACUUCACUCUGGCUGAAAAGAACAAGACUCUCUACAGCAAGUAUAAGUAUAAAGAGGUAUUUGAAAGGACGAAGUCAGAUUUCAAGUAUGUUGCUGAUUGUCCAAUCAAUAGGCAUUUCAAGUUUGCAACUCAGUUGAUGAAUGAGAGAAAAUAUAAAUCUAGUGCCAAGAUGCUUCUGAAACAAGGAUGUAAUGAAAUUCUGCGUCCAGAUAUGUUGACUGCCCUCUACAACACAUACAUGUGGAGCCAGAUCAAGUACAGGAAAAAUUAUGAAGAAACAAAGGACAAGUUUACCUCAGUUGUGGAUACUCCAGAACACCUACGUACUACAAAAGUCAACAAACAAAUUAGUGAUAUACUGUAUAAGCUGGAAUACAACAAGGCCAGACCCAGAGGCUACACCACAAUCCACGACACGCCCAUGUUGCUGCAUGUCCAAAAGGUCAAAGAUGAAGUCAGUGAUCUGAAAUACAAAGAAGUUUACCAGAGAACUAAGUCCAACUGUACUAUUGAGCCUGAUGCUGUUCAUAUCAAAGCAGCCAAGGAUGCCUACAAAGUCAACACCAAUCUGGAUUACAAGAAGCAGUAUGAAGCCAACAAAGCCCACUGGAGAUGGAUCCCUGACCGACCGGACUUCAUCCAGGCCGCCAAGUCAUCCCUACAGCAAAGCGAUUUUGAAUACAAGCUGGACCGGGAGUUCCUCAAGGGUUGCAAGCUUUCUGUCACUGAUGAUAAAGACAUGGUGCUGGCCCUGAAGAAUUCUAUAAUAGAAAGUGAUCUGAAAUACAAACAGAAACAUGUCAAGGAAAGAGGAACCUGCCAUGCCGUGCCCGAUACGCCUCAGAUCCUCCUGGCAAAGGCAGUCAGCAAUCUGGUGUCUGAGAACAAGUACAAGCGGCAUGUGAAGAAGCACUUGGCUCAGGGCUCAUACACAACACUGCCGGAGACGCGGGACACCAUUCAUGUCAAGGAAGUGACCAGGAACGUCAGUGAUACAAAUUACAAGGAGAAGUUUGUCAAGGAGAAAGGAAAAUCCAACUACUCCAUCAUGCUGGAGCCCCCAGAGGUGAAACACGCUAUGGAGGUGGCCAAGAAGCAGAGUAAUGUCGCUUACAAAAAAGAUGCUAAAGAAAACCUGCAUUACACAACAGUGGCCGAUCGGCCAGACAUCAAGAAGGCCACGCAGGCAGCCAAACAGGCCAGCGAGGUGGAGUACAGAGCCAAGCACCGCAAGGAAGGCAGCCACGGGCUAAGCAUGCUUGGUCGCCCAGACAUUGAAAUGGCCAAGAAGGCAGCCAAGCUGAGCAGCCAGAUUAAAUACCGAGAAAAUUUCAACAAAGAGAAGGGCAAGAGACCAAAAUACAAUCCAAGAGACAGCCAGCUCUUCAAAAUCAUGAAAGAUGCUAAUAAUCUCACAAGUGAGGUUAAGUAUAAGGCUGACUUGAAGAAACUUCACAAACCUGUGACUGACAUGAAGGAAUCUUUGAUAAUGAAUCAUGUCUUGAAUACAAGCCAACUCGCCAGUUCUUACCAGUACAAGAAGAACUAUGAGAAGAGUAAAGGCCACUACCACACAAUACCUGACAAUCUGGAGCAGCUUCAUCUAAAAGAGGCCACAGAAUUACAGAGUAUAGUGAAAUACAAAGAAAAGUAUGAAAAGGAACGAGGAAAGCCCAUGUUGGACUUUGAAACACCAACAUACAUCACUGCCAAAGAGUCUCAGCAGAUGCAGAGUGGGAAAGAAUAUAAGAAAGAUUAUGAAGAGUCCAUUAAAGGCAGAAACCUGAUUGGCCUGGAGGUCACGCCAGCUUUAUUACAUGUCAAAUAUGCAACCAAAAUAGCCAGCGAGAAAGAGUACAAGAAAGAUCUAGAGGAAAGCAUCCGUGGGAAGGGUCUCAGUGAAAUGGAAGAUACGCCCGACAUGCUAAGAGCAAAGAAUGCCACUCAGAUCCUCAAUGAGAAAGAAUAUAAGAGAGACCUGGAGCUGGAAGUCAAAGGAAGAGGCCUGAAUGCCAUGGCCAAUGAAACUCCCGACUUCCUCAGAGCCAGGAAUGCUACAGAUAUUGCCAGUCAGAUUAAGUAUAAGCAAUCAGCAGAAAUGGAAAAAGCCAAUUUUACUUCUGUGGUUGAUACUCCGGAGAUCAUUCAUGCCCAACAAGUCAAGAACCUUUCAAGCCAGAAAAAGUACAAGGAAGAUGCAGAGAAGUGCAUGUCAUGUUAUGAGACCGUUUUGGACACCCCAGAGAUGCAGAGGAUCCGGGAGAACCAAAAGAACUUCAGCCUUCUUCAAUACCAGUGUGACCUUAAAAACAAUAAAGGAAAAAUUACAGUUGUUCAAGACACGCCAGAAAUACUGCGUGUUAAAGAAAAUCAAAAGAAUUUCAGCUCGGUUUUAUAUAAAGAAGAUGUCUCACCAGGAACGGCGAUUGGAAAGACACCUGAGAUGAUGAGAGUGAAGCAAACCCAGGACCAUAUUAGCUCGGUGAAGUAUAAGGAGGCGGUUGGACAAGGAACCCCCAUCCCAGACCUGCCUGAAGUGAAGCGCGUCAAGGAGACACAGAAGCACAUCAGCUCGGUUUUGUACAAAGAAAACUUGGGAACAGGCAUUCCAACCCCUGUCACUCCAGAGAUUGAGAGAGUCAAACGCAAUCAAGAGAACUUUAGCUCGGUUUUGUACAAAGAAAAUCUGGGGAAAGGAACCCCAACCCCUGUCACUCCAGAGAUGGAGAGAGUCAAACGCAAUCAAGAGAACUUUAGCUCGAUUCUGUACAAAGAGAACUUGAGCAAGGGGACUCCUCUCCCUGUCACUCCCGAGAUGGAGCGGGUCAAGCACAACCAGGAGAACUUUAGCUCGGUGUUGUAUAAAGAAAACAUCGGGAAAGGGAUUCCAGUUCCCAUCACUCCAGAGAUGGAGAGGGUCAAACACAAUCAAGAAAACUUUAGUUCGGUGCUAUACAAAGAAAACCUGGGCACAGGGAUCCCAAUCUCCAUCACUCCAGAGAUGCAGAGAGUCAAACUCAAUCAAAAGAACCUUAGCUCGGUGUUAUACAAAGAAAACAUGGGCAAGGGAACCUCUUUACCUGUCACUCCAGAGAUGGAGAGAGUCAAACACAAUCAAGAAAAUAUUAGCUCGGUUUUGUACAAAGAAAAUGUGGGGAAAGGCACCCCAAUCCUUGUCACUCCAGAGAUGCAGAGAGUCAAACGCAAUCAAGAGAACAUUAGCUCGGUGUUAUACAAAGAGAACCUGGGGAAAGCUACCCCCGCACUCUUUACUCCCGAGAUGGAAAGAGUCAAACGCAAUCAAGAAAACGUUAGCUCGGUAUUGUACAAAGAGAAUAUGAGAAAAGCAACUCCGACACCGGUCACUCCAGAGAUGGAGAGAGCUAAGCGCAACCAAGAAAACAUUAGCUCGGUGCUUUAUUCUGAUAGCUUCCGGAAACAAAUACAAGGCAAAGCUGCCUAUGUCUUGGACACGCCAGAGAUGAGACGGGUGAGGGAGACCCAACGCCACAUCUCAACGGUGAGUCAGGAAUUCCUCAGAUUGGGUGGGCGGCCUGUUGGAACACGUAAAAAAGGAAAUGAUCACACCAUCCUAUUUUCACCAAGUGAAUUCAUGAAAUUUCAGGUGAAAUAUCAUGAAGACUUCGAGAAACACAAGGGUUGCUUCACACCAGUGGUGACAGACCCCAUCACUGAACGAGUAAAGAAGAACACACAGGACUUCAGUGACAUUAACUACCGAGGUAUUCAGAGAAAAGUGGUAGAAAUGGAACAAAAACGGAAUGACCAGGAUCAGGAAACUACUACAGGUUUACGUGUCUGGCGUACAAAUCCUGGCUCAGUUUUUGACUAUGAUCCAGCAGAAGACAACAUUCAGUCCCGAAGCUUACACAUGAUUAAUGCACAAGCUCAGCGCCGGAGCCGGGAGCAGUCUCGAUCUGCCAGCGUGCUGAGCAUCAGCGGCGGCGAGGAGAAGUCCGAGCAUUCAGAAGGUGCCCACCUCUCCACCUACAGCGACGGGGGCGUCUUCUUCUCUGCAACCUCACCAGCUUACAAACAUGCUAAAACCACAGAGCUCCCACAGCAACGAUCAUCUUCAGUUGCUACCCAGCAGACAACGGUAUCCUCCAUCCCAUCUCAUCCAUCUACUGCUGGAAAAAUCUUCCGUGCCAUGUAUGACUAUAUGGCUGCAGAUGCAGAUGAGGUGUCCUUCAAAGAUGGAGAUGCCAUUGUAAACGUUCAAGCUGUUGAUGAAGGUUGGAUGUAUGGCACCGUGCAGAGGACUGGCAGGACCGGCAUGCUCCCAGCCAACUAUGUUGAAGCUAUUUAGGAACUUCAAAGCACUGCACCUGUCUACAGCACCUACAAAUCUUGCCGUCAGUAUUUCAGUUUAGACUCUCCACUAUUCCCCGAGUUCUGAAGCUGCCUAGUGGUUUUUGUGUCAAUAUGAUUCAUGGUUGUACCAUCCCUUAACUUGUUUCUAUAUGUACCCCAAUAAUUCACCAGUAAAACAAAGGUUAGUACAACUAAUCUGUCCAAUUAUUAAACUAGACUUCUAUCUUCUGGACUUGCACAUAAAACGAGACAUUAAACCCAUAGGUCUUUUAAUUGCCAUUAUUAAAUUUUCCUUUGGGUUUUAAAAUGUUUAAUUUCAGAAUAGACAUUUUUAAAGUUUCUGCAUUGUUGUUAUUUUAUUGCUGCAUCAACCCAGAAUCUUUCUCCAUUAUGAAAAUGUUUAACAGUAUUUCUUUUCUAAAUCAAGAGUUCUAAACAACAUGUUAAAAACACAUUUUUAAAAAAAUGGCAGAUAUUCACCUUUUCCUUGCUGACUGACUGCUGACAAUCUUAUUUCUAAUCCAGUUCUGAAGUUAGUUAUAAAGCUGAUAGACAAUAUAAACUGGUGUUAAGCUAGUAACUAAUAAAAUCUGCAACAAACACCA